Messenger RNA from Poecilia latipinna (sailfin molly), 1663 nucleotides. Its product is annotated as puff II/9-2 protein-like. The record is from RefSeq and is a predicted model, not a curated record. Bases 228 to 731 code for a protein of 167 amino acids. NCBI's taxonomy places the organism in Eukaryota, Metazoa, Chordata, Actinopteri, Cyprinodontiformes, Poeciliidae. The transcript is spliced from 4 exons.
CAUAAAGGUGUCACCAGGAAGCAGGUGAAUCGACACGCCCAGCUUGCUCGGCAGGUAGAGCCGGUUACUACAACUUUGGCGUCGCUGAUCUCGGGAAGAGAGCUGGAGACAUUCUUCUAGGGAUGAACAAGUGACUACCGGCAGGUUUUACCACAGCAGACGGCCCCAGUCAAAAUCUACCAUCGAUCAAGUGAGAACAACAGAAAAAAAAAACACACAAAAAAACGAUGAAGCUGGUGAUUUUUUUUGUCGCCGUCAGCGUGGCGGUUAUGGUAGCGAUGAUUUUCCAGACUCUGCGGCAGGAGCUGAGUCUGCGUAACCUGAGGGCCCGCAUGGUGGAGAGCUCUGCGGAGGUGAAGAGGAGGGAAGACUCCAUCAUGGACAUGAAAAGUAAAAUCCAGGAGCUCAAAUCCACAGUGGACAACGCCAACCUGAAGCUGGAGGACCUGAAGAAGGAGAAGACGGAGAAGGAGAAGGCGCUGCAGGAGGCUGAGAAAAGUCUGGAGACCUGCAACGCGGCGAAGGGAAACGCUGAAAAGAAGAAGACCGAGUUGGAAGAAUCCAUAAAUAAGCUCAAAACUGAUCAUGAAGCAGCCAAGAAUAAGGCUGAAGAGGAGAUUGGGAACUUGAAACAACAGAUCUUGGACAGAGAAAAAGCAAUUUGUGCCCAUGCAGAUAUGACUAAGGAAGAAGCACGGAAACUGUGUGGAGAGUCCGCUCCACCACAAUAAAAUCAAAUCCGAGUAAACUUGGUUGAACUUUUCCACGCAGGGUCAAACCUGAGAAGAACCAUCUAUAAGUUCUGUUGGCAUCUUUUUUUUUGUUUGUUUGUCUUCUUAUUUUUAUAUGUAUUGUUGUCAUGCACAUUUAGCUGACCUAUGGGAAAAGGGAAAUAGUUUUUCACAUUUUUAUUUAAAUUUUGUUCUGUUUUUGAAGUGAUUGUUUCGGUUGAAUAUUGUUUGGCUUCUUGAAUCUUUACUUUAAAACGUAUUCUGUAUUGUGGAAUUCAUUAUUUACACUGCUAGACUCAAAUAAUUUUGUUAUUAUCUGAAACAUCACUGUAGGCACAACAGUAAAAUAGUUAAAUAAUGUGACAAGCCUUCAGCUGAGAGGUUUAGUCCUUUGACUCCCUCUAGUGGAGAAUUUAAGGGUUUUUUUUUUCCAUAGUGUCAAUGGCAAAACCUUUUGUAAUACUUUGGUUGUGCUUAGUAAAUAUUCAUUGUAGAAAAAUGUUUUAAAAUGAGAAAAACAAUCUGACACUUGAGGGAUUUAAAGCAAUGAAAACUUUGCACCAUUUAUUUUCUGGUUAUGAGUUGGUUAUUAAAGCUGGCAAUUUUCAAAAUUGUCUGCUAAAAGCUUUGUGGUUUCUGAAUAUGUUCAAUUUUUAAUAUUUAUUUUCUAUGCAGUUGUGCUUAGUCUCUUUAUUUUUGCCCAUUUAUUGUGUUUAUAUAUAUAUAUAUUAGCUUCCCUAACCAUGUUGCCUCUGCAGUCAGACAUUUAGCAUUUGUUUUAUUUUUAUCAGAAUUUCAGAGAAAAAGUGUAAAAAAAUAACAAGACUUGUUAAAACUUUCACAACUUUUUAAAAGAGAGGAGACAGUCAUUUUCACAUAGACCAAUUUGUUUAAAAUGGGGUUUAUCCAAAUAAAAUGCCUAUAAAUUGUAA